This is a messenger RNA of Nezara viridula (southern green stink bug), 1032 nucleotides long. The record is from the annotation of a GenBank genome assembly. NCBI's taxonomy places the organism in Eukaryota, Metazoa, Arthropoda, Insecta, Hemiptera, Pentatomidae.
AUGUUGGCAGUUGAUCAGACAACUCGACUUAGAGCGCUUAAUGAAAAUUAUGUAUCCUUAGAAGUAAAUGCCGACAAUCCUGAGCUAGUAGAUUUAAGUAAUUUGCUCCAUCAGAAGAACAACCGCGUCCAUUGCCUUGAACUUUACGAUUCAAGUAACCAAAGCAAGGAAAUAGAUUUGAAGCUGUUUCUUGCCAUAAAAUGUAAUCUUAUUUAUAACGAUUCCCUUACUGUCCUCAUCUUGAAGAAAAUAAUUUUAGGAAAGAAACAGAUUGAACUUCUAGCCGAGGCCCUGUCCACAGCACGAUGGAUUCAACACCUUUCUCUUCAAGAAUGUGGCUUGACGGAUGAAUGUUGCAAGAUUCUUUGCAAUUCUCUACCUAAGGCACCAUCCAUUUCUACGCUUGACAUUUCUGGAAACAAGAUCACAGCUGAAGGAGCUGUAGCUAUUUCCAAUCUUUUGAAGCACGAGGCACUGUCCAGAGGAAUUAGUUGUUGGAUCAGAUCUUUAAGGGGAAGAACAGUUGACAAGAAAAAAGUUCUCGGCCUUUCUAGGCUCACGUUAAACGACAAUUUUAUCACUGACGAAGGCCUCGAACAUAUUGUUGAUUGCCUUUAUGAUGACUUUUGGAUCAAAGCAAUUGAUAUGCAGAACUGCUACGUAACAAACGAAGGAGCAAAGCUUGUUCUAAGACUUCUGGAUGUCAACAAUGACAUUGCGGUGUUUGAUUUGCGUCACAACAAUGGUAUCAGUACGAUGCUCUUGACUUCUAUCAUUAAAAAGAUAGCUAGAAACAAGAAACCACUUUCUGAUGAGAAUGGGGGAGAAUGGCUCUCUUCCCAGAAUGAGAAACUGGAGGAUAUUCCAGAAUAUGGACAGAUACUCCCGAAAUCUUCAUCGGUAACCAGAAAGAACUCUGCAACUAAUAUUUCUAACCAUCUCAGGAGAACACAGUCUUGCCGAGAUCAACGUAAUCAAAGGUUUGGUAGCGUUCCUGUUUGGAAAAGGAUCAGCGCUGAACACUUAAAGUAA